Peronospora matthiolae is the source of this 4743-nucleotide messenger RNA. The record is from the annotation of a GenBank genome assembly. NCBI's taxonomy places the organism in Eukaryota, Oomycota, Peronosporomycetes, Peronosporales, Peronosporaceae.
AUGAGCGAAUUGAACGAUAGCGGCCCCCAAGUGCCGUCUAACGGGAAGAAAAAGGCUGCCGCACCUCGCAAGACAAAGACGACGGCAUCAGCAGUUGGCAAAGUGACAGCGGGGGCCAAGAAGACAACGAUCAAGAAGAAGCCAGUCAAGCAAAAGAAGCUGACGGAUGCUUAUGACAGCGACGCCCUGUCGGACACCAAGAGUGACGAUGGCUCCGUGUACGAUGUAGAGGCCAGUGGAGAUGAAGAAGUUGUUGAGUCGGUGGGGGACACGGGCACGGCCAAGCAGAGUAUCGAGCAGAUUUACCAGAAGAAGUCACAGCUGGAGCACAUUCUGCUGCGGCCUGACACAUACGUGGGCUCUAUCGAGCACGUGGAGCAGACCAUGUGGGUGUUUGAUGACGAGACGAAGAGGAUGGUCAUGAAGAGGAUCACGUACGUCCCGGGUCUGUACAAGAUCUUUGACGAGAUUAUUGUCAACGCGUGUGACAACAAGCAGCGGGACAAGUCGAUGAACACGCUCAAGGUGACGAUCGAUGAGGAGAAGAACGAGAUCUCGGUCUGGAACAAUGGCAAAGGCAUUCCGAUUGUAUUGCACAAAGAGCACAAGGUUUAUGUGCCCGAACUGAUCUUUGGUCACUUGCUCACGGGCAGUAACUUUGACGACAAGAAGAAGAAAACGACUGGUGGACGGAAUGGCUACGGUGCUAAACUCGCCAACAUCUUCUCGAACGAGUUCAUUGUGGAGACAGCGGACUCGAGUACGAAACAGCGGUACAGACAAGUGUUCGAGAGCAACAUGAGCAAGAAAAACCCACCUUCGAUUACAAAGUGGGCUCAAAAAGAUUUCACGUGCAUCUCGUUCAAGCCUGAUCUGGAACGGUUCAAACUGAAUUUUCUUAAUGGCGAUAUCGUCUCGCUAUUCAAAAAGCGUGUAUACGAUGUCGCAGGUGUCUCGGGCAAAGGACUUAACGUCUUCCUCAAUGGCGAGAAGAUCCCCAUCAAAUCGUUUCCGCAAUAUGUCGCGCUGUACCCUGGGCCUCGUGGAUUCGAAGCUGAAAGGGACACAAACGAGGGCGAGGACGACGUUUCUCCGGAAGAAACUAGUGGUGGUGGCGAUGAUGACGAAGAUUACAGUGAAGAAAACCCGAAGAAGGUGAAGGCGACCAAAGUCAAACCGUCGAAUGUUACACAGAAUGGCGUGAUAUUUGAAAAGCCAGAUGAGCGCUGGCAGGUUGGAGUUGGCAUGAGUGAAGAUGGUUUUCAGCAAGUGAGCUUUGUUAAUGGCAUCUGCACCACAAAGGGUGGUCAGCACGUAAACUACAUUGUGGACCAAAUCGCAACCAAACUUGUCAGUGUGUUGAAAAAGAAGAACAAGGGUGACGCUGUCAAGCCAAACUACAUUAAGAAUCACAUAUUUAUCUAUGUGAGCGCGCUCAUCGAGAACCCCGCCUUUGACUCCCAGACAAAAGAGACGCUGACGACAAGAGCCAACAGCUUUGGAUCGACUUUCAACCUGAGCGACAAAUUCUUGAAGCAAGUGGAAAAGAGUGGGCUGGUAGAAAAAAUCCUCUCCUUUGCCGCAUUCAAGCAGACGGCAGAGCUGCGUCGGAAAGGUGGAAACGGUGGGAAGCGGUCACGACUGACGGGUAUCCCCAAGCUGGAUGACGCUAAUCAUGCAGGAACAGCGAAAAGCAAGGAUUGCACACUGAUUGUGACAGAGGGGGAUUCUGCCAAAACUGUUGCUGUUGGCGGUCUUGCUGUCGUCGGCAGAGACUACUACGGCGUCUUCCCGUUGAGGGGCAAGAUGUUGAAUGUCCGUGAAGCAAGUCAUACUCAGAUUUUGAAGAACGAAGAGAUUCAGAACGUGGUCAAGAUUCUCGGUCUCAAGUAUGGUCAGAAGUACGAGUCGACGAAGGGCUUGCGGUACGGCCACUUGAUGAUCAUGGCAGAUCAGGACCACGAUGGUAGCCACAUCAAGGGACUAGUGAUCAAUCUUAUUCACCACUUUUGGCCAUCACUGCUGCAGAUAGAUGGGUUCUUGCAAGAGUUCAUUACUCCGAUUGUUAAAUGCAGUAAAGGGCGAACGAAGGAGGUUUUCUACACGAUGCCCGAGUACGAAGGGUGGCGCGAACGAACGAACCAAGGGCGUGGCUGGAUUAUCAAGUACUAUAAGGGUCUGGGUACGAGCACGGCAGCUGAGACCAAAGAGUACUUUUCGGAUCUGCCGACUCACCAGAUCGGGUUCAUAUACGAUGGGGAUGGUGACGCGGACGUAAUUGAUAUGGCGUUCUCGAAAAAGCGCGUUGAAGAUCGCAAGGACUGGCUGCGAGGCUACGAACCUGGGACUCACGUCGACUACGAUGUUGACGCCAUGGGUUACACCGAUUUCGUCAACAAAGAACUCAUCCUGUUUUCCAUGGCCGACAACAUUCGCUCGAUUCCAAGUGUCCUCGAUGGAUUCAAGCCCUCACAGCGAAAAGUGCUUUUCUGCUGCUUCAAGCGUAAUCUUCGCUCGGAGCUCAAGGUGGCGCAAUUAGCAGGUUACGUAUCCGAGCACUCUGCGUACCAUCACGGCGAGCAGAGUUUGCAGGGCUGUAUCGUGAAUAUGGCACAAGAUUUUGUUGGAAGCAAUAACAUUCACCUUCUGUCGCCAAUCGGUCAGUUUGGUACGCGUUUGAUGGGCGGCAAGGAUGCGGCAAGUUCUCGUUACAUUUUCACCAAUUUGGAGCAACUUACCCGCAAGAUCUACGAUCCUUUAGACAAUGAUGUGCUCAAGUAUUUGGAUGAAGACGGUCAAUCGAUCGAGCCGGAGUGGUACAUUCCGAUUAUCCCCAUGGUGCUCGUCAACGGCACCGAUGGCAUCGGAACAGGAUGGUCCAGUUCCGUUCCGACGUACAACCCACUAGACAUCAUCAAAAGUCUGCGGAAGAUGAUCAAUGGAGACGAAGUAGCUCCUCUUGUUCCGUGGUAUCGUGGUUUCACUGGUCACAUUGUGGAGAAAACGAACUUACGUGGAGUAGAUACGGGCAAUUACAUCGUCCAGGGUCUAUACGAGAUCACGGAUGACUCCACGCUCGUAAUCUCAGAACUUCCCGUCAAGAUGUGGACCCAAACUUACAAGCAAUUUCUGGAAGGGCUGCUUGAAGCGGGUACAAUCAAGGAUUUCAAGGAGAAUCACACUGACGUCAAAGUGUUGUUCACAAUUACGAUGGAGCCCAAGACUUUGAGCGACAUUGCCAAAGCACCGGGAGGAAUCGUGAAGAAGUUCAAGCUGGAGUCGUCCUUGUCAACUUCCAACAUGCAUCUUUUCGACAGAGAAGGACACAUUAAGAAGUACGACAGCCCCAAAGAAAUCAUGGACGAGUUUUACACCGUCCGCCUAGAGUACUACGGGCGCAGGAAGGAGUCUAUGCUGCAGAAACUGCAGGACCAGAUAAAACUUUUGUCGAAUAAGGCGCGUUUUGUUCUGUCAGUGGUGGACGGCAGUCUGGUUGUGAACAACAGGAAAAAGCAAGAGCUUCUGGAAGAAUUGGUGGCAGAAGGAUACGAUCAAAUUACAGCAAAAUCAAAGUCGAAGAAAAAGAAUGACAGCGACGAUCCGAGUGAAUCUGAGGAGGAUGACGACAAUUUGGCUGAUGUCAGCAGAGGCUACGACUACUUGCUAUCGAUGAAGAUCUGGAGCCUGACGAAGGAACGCGUCGACAAGCUACGUCGCGAGCUUCACGAUUGCGAGAAUGAGUAUGCUGUCCUGGAAGGCAGGACGGUGGAGAAUUUGUGGCUCACAGACCUUGACGCUUUGGAAAACAUGUUGAUCGAGACGGAAAAGGAACGAGAGAAGGUCUUGUCGCAUACAUUCAAGAAAAAUGGUGGCAGGGGUAAGAAAGCUGCUACGAAAAAGAGGAAGAGGAAGAAUAAGAAUGACAGCGAUGAUGAAGACGUCGAUGAUGAUUCUGACUUUGAAGUCGAGGGGGUGAAGAAGCCUCGCGCAAAGGCCAAGCCAAAGGCUCCAGCCAAGCGGCCAGCUAAGAAGGAGUCCGCCAUGAACAAGGCUGGCGGUACAAGUAAAAGCAAAUCGGAUGACAAUGGGCCCAAAUCGAAUGACAAUGGGCCCCAAUCAGGCGCCAUAACUGCGUUUUUCCAAUCGAAGGAACCACCAGCAGUCAAGAAACGCGAAGAAGAGGUCGAAGAGCUUUCACUCGCCGAGCGGCUUGCUCGAAGACUCAAAGUUUCUCCACAGAAUGCAGCGUCUGCUUCAACUUUGACACCAAAGCCAGAACACUCAACCAAGCCUGGUGCGACGAUUGAUAUGGAGGAUUUCGACGACAACGUGACUGCUCCCGUAGAUGAUGAUGAUGACGUCUUUGCGAUGGAGUCAGAUGACGAGGAAAAGAAGGCUGCGGUGAAGUCCACAGCAAAGCCGAAGGCUCCUGCGCGUAAACCAACUGCUAAGAAACCAGUUGCGAAACCCAAGAAGGCCGCACCGGUAAAGAAGGCUACAGCCGUCAAGAAGAAGCCGAAGAAGUCGCCACUUGAAGAGGAGAGUGAUAAUAGUGAUGGCGCGGCCGGCGAUGAUGUAGUUCUUGCUUCGCCAGUAGCUCCUCGUCCGAAGCGUCAACUCCGCGCGCACAAGCGCGUCGUGUAUGACGAAGUAUCGAGUGGUGAGGGCAGCGACCAGGAUGGGAACAAUGACGAGGAAGAAAGUUUCGCAUUGGAUGAUGCGGACGACAGCGAUUUUGAGUAA